CUUCAACUCAGCAAUCUCUUUAAUCAUCUCAGGCAUCCAUCACUUGGAAACACAAUGCCUUCUUCAAGAGUUAGCUUCUUCUUCAAUCUGUUAAGCUUAGCUUUAAUCUUCCAAACUGUUGUUGGAACCAACCCUCUACUGCAUUUUUGUUCAAGCAAUGAUAACUUCACUUCCCACAGCCCAUACGAAACAAGUCUGAAGAAACUCAUGAGCAAUUUUUACUAUCUAGCUCCACCCAGUGGAUUUGCUCUUGGUUCUCUGGCUCAGAGUACCCAAGAACAGGCAUAUGGGCUCGCUCUUUGCAGAGGAGAUGUUUCAGCCUCAGAUUGCAGAACAUGUGUAGCAGAAGCAAGCAGUGAGAUACGUAAGCUCUGCCCUUACAAUAAAGGAGGAAUUAUAUGGUACGAUAAUUGUGUAUUGAAGUACUCCAACAAGGAUUUCUUUGGCCAAAUAGACAACCAAAACAAGUUCUCCCUGUUGAACGUGCAAAAUGUAAGUGAUCCAAUGACAUUUAACCAGAAUACGAAGCAGCUGUUGAGCCAACUAGCACAGAAUGCUUCCAUCAACCCGAGGAUGUAUGCAGCUGGAGAUAUGGAAAUUGACGAGGGAUCAAAGAAAGUUUAUGGGAUGGCUCAAUGCACAAGAGAUCUCUCCAGUGUUGAUUGCAAGAAGUGUCUUGAUGGUGCCAUUGGUGAACUCCCAAGUUGCUGUGAUGGGAAACAAGGAGGUAGAGUUGUUGGUGGGAGUUGCACUAUUAGAUACGAAAUUUACCCAUUUGUUAAAGCUUAUUAAGCUAUAUUUAUUUAAUUAAGUAUGCUAUGUUUUGGGAAUAAUGGAUCAUUUACCUUAUAAAUAUGUUAUGAGUUCUGAAAAAUAAGUACGCAAAUUUUCAUCGAUUGUUUAGUUUCCUUUAUGAAAUUAUUGUCUGUAUUUGCAUUCUAAUUCAUGAGUUUCUGAAUUUGAGAAAAAAUGAAUAUGUAAGUCUUCCUCCCCAGUCAUGUAUAUUAUAAAAUUUUGUCCCACUUAAGAUAAUUGAAACAUACAAA
This is a messenger RNA of Manihot esculenta (cassava), 1046 nucleotides long. Its product is annotated as cysteine-rich repeat secretory protein 38. The transcript has a single exon. The record is from RefSeq and is a predicted model, not a curated record. Lineage: Eukaryota; Viridiplantae; Streptophyta; Magnoliopsida; Malpighiales; Euphorbiaceae. The coding region runs from base 55 to 792 and encodes 245 amino acids.